Molecule: messenger RNA, 4311 nt
Organism: Pteronotus mesoamericanus
Lineage: Eukaryota; Metazoa; Chordata; Mammalia; Chiroptera; Mormoopidae
Gene: IQCN
Product: IQ motif containing N
Exons: 2
Coding region: 1-4311 (1436 amino acids)
Molecular function (GO): protein binding
Source: RefSeq, a predicted model, not a curated record
AUGCGGCAAGCAACACAGUCACAAGUGUCACCCGGUGGACAGAGCUCCUUCCAGCCCCACCCCACCCCCAAUUUUCAAAACAAUGUGGGGACACUGUGUCCACAGCCCCAGCGUGAGCCGCCUGCAUCCAGGGAGACCCUCCUGCAACAGCCAGACAAGAAUAAGACGGCGCCUCGCCGCAUUCCACGCCUCCGGGCCGUGGUCGAGAGCCAGGCCUUCAAGAACGUCCUGGUGGACGAGAUGGACCUGAUGAUGUCUCGAGCAGCCACCCUUAUCCAAGCCAACUGGAGGGGCUACCGGCUCCGGCAGAAGCUGACCUCCCAGAUGCUGGCAGCUAAAGCCAUCCAGGAGGCCUGGCGACGCUUGUAUACCAGGCGCCUCCUCCGGUCUGGCAAGGAAGUGGAGAAAAAAGUGAGCAUGGAUGAAGGGGACAUCCCUUACCACCCCCCCCAGCAAGUGCGGUUCCGGCAUUCAGAAGAAGGCAAGUAUCUUCCGGCCCCACCUGUCAUGGUGAGUAAGGAGACCCAGAUCCCUUCUGCUGGCCUCUCAGCUACCUGUACCCACCAGCUGCCUGUACAGCCGCCAGGCAUCCCACAGCCCAGCGUGCGGGCUCCUUGUGCCACUGGAGGCCCAAGCGUCACUUUCCCACCACAACAGAUGGUCUCCAUCAGACUUCCAUGCCCAGUGAGUCCAGACAUAAAAUGCCACCAGUGCCUGCUAACAAGAACUGUCAGAAGUGCCAGUCUUGUCCGUGAAGAAGGUGACAUAAUGAAGACCACACAAGUGACUGCCAGAGCCAACAAGGGAGGAGCCCUAGGGCCACCACCUUGUGGAAGAUGUGCCCAGGAACUUCACGGACCCCUCAAGACCCAGAACCAUGAUCGUGUGGAAGCAGAGGUCCUCAAAGCCCCAGCCCAGACAGGCCAAGCCUCUGUGAUGACCAAAACCCCACCCCAGCAGUGCCCAGUAUCCACCAUAACGAUGACUAAGACCCCACCCCAGAUGUACCCGGCAGCUGCAAUGACCAAGACCCCACUCCAGUUGUGCUUGGCAUCCAUGAUGAACAAAACCCUACCCCAGCCUUGCCCAGCACCCACAGUAACAAUAGCCAAGACCCCACCCCAGGUGGACCCGACAGCCCCCGUGGCCAAGACCCCACUCCAGUCAUGCCUGGCAGCCAUCUUGAACAAGAACCCAACCCAGCCAUGCCCAGCAUCCUCAAUAAUGAUGACGAAGACCCCACCCCAGCAGUACUUGGCGGCUCCAGCGACCAAGACUCCAGCUCAGAUGCAACAAGCAGCCUCAAUGACCAACACUGCACCCCAGGCACAACCAGCUGCCAUCAUGGCCAAAAUCUCACCCCAGAUAUGCUUGUUGACCUCAGUUAUCAAGCCUCCAACCCAGACAUGCCCGGAGCCCGUGAUGGCCAAGACCCAGCCCCAGACGUGCCAGGUGCCCGUGAUGGCCAAGACCCCGCCCCAGACGUGCCAGGUGCCUGUGAUGGCCAAGACCCCACCCCAAACGUGCCAGGUGCCUGUGAUGGCCAAGACCCCACCACAGAUGCGCCCAGCAGCCACAAUGGCCAAAACUCCACUGCAGACAUGUUCAGUGGCUUCUGAAACCCCAUCUCAGACACUCCCAGGGGCCUCGAUGACCAAGAUCCCUCCCCAGACGCGUCUGGCAGCCAUGAUCACCAAGACCCCAGCCCAGUUACGCUCGGUGGCCACCAUUCUCAAGACCCUGUGCCUGCCCCCUUCUGCAGCUGGAAAUCUGAAGGCUUCACCUCCAGCAGUUGUGGCAGCCGGGAUUCCCAAUACCUCAUCGCACAUAUGUCUGAAUAGACCAAAGGCCAAGGCCGUGGUAACUGUGAGGCAGACGACAGAUAUGGUCAAAGCCUCGUCCCAUUCACAAUUGACUGAGGGAAAGGUGAAAUACUGUCCCCCGCCACACCUGGGGGCUGGGGCUCCCAAGGCUCUGGCUAGGCCUUUUUUGGAAGCUGAGAAAAUCAAGGCCUUCUCUCAAAAACAAGUGAAAACAGCAACCACAUCUAACAUCCGUGUGACAGAGGAUAGGAGCAAGAUCUUAUCGCAGGCACACCUGAAGAAAGAUUCUAUCAAAGUUCAGUCCAAGGUAUAUGUGCCUGCAGAAAUGAAUGUGGGUCUGCCCCAGGCACAGACGGCCACCUGUUCAACCACAGCCUCGCCCCGUGGACAUCUGCUUGCCAAGCUGUCUGCAGCCCUACCCCAGGCAAGUCUGGGUGCGCGUCUGUCCAAGCCCCCGCCCCAGGCACAUCUACCUGCCAAGCUAACCAAGGCCGCGACCCUGGCCCAUCAGAGCACACAUCUAGCCAAGACACAGUCCCAGGCACAUCUGGCCACAGGAGUGAUAAAGGUCCAGUCUCAGGCAGAUCUGCCUACUGGGCUGACCAAGGCCCAGUCCCGAGUCCGGCUGGUCACAGAAACAGCAAAGUGCCUCUACACUGCCCACCAGGCCGCUGAGCUGAGCAGCAAGACCCAGCCCCCGCCACUCCUGGCUGGGUUCAAGGCCUCUACCCAGCCCUGCCAACAUGCUGGCUCUCUUGGCACUUUGUCCCGAGCCAAGCCAGAGAACAGACCGACCCAGCUCGCAGGGCACAGCUAUGCCCAGGGUAAAGCCACCCAGAGCCUGCACCAGGAGGCCUCCGAGGCCCAGAGCAUGCUGGUGCCUCUGCUGCCAUCCGCUGGACACCUCACAUGCAAUGUUGAAUCCUGCGGUGACAGGGGAGCCUCCCGGGUCCAGCCAUCAUCCGCCAGCGCAGCUGUGCCCUGUCAGGAGGAGCUGGUGGCCUCUCAGCUUGCCUCACUGUGUGCUGAGCUGGCUGCUGUGCUGGGCUCUCAGGAAGACCUCCGUGAUCUGCUGGCGAAAGCUCUCUCCCAGGGGGAAGUGAGGGCGGCAGUGAACCAGGCCCUGUCCAAGGAGGUUCUGGGCACCCUGAUGGCCAAGGUCCUGCCCCAGGGCAUGCUGGGCACAGCACUGGUGAAGGCGUUGUCCUGGGGUGAGCUGGGCACUACGCUGUCCUGGGCCCUUUCCCGGGGUGAGCUGCGGGCAGAACUCACUAAGGCCAUGCAGGGCAAACUGGUGGAUGUGCUGAGCAAGGCCCUGACGGAAGAGGAGUGGGCCAUCCUGAACCAGGCCCUGUGUCAGGGUGAGCUGGGCGCCAUCCUGAACCAGUCCUUGUCUCAGGCGGCCCUGAGGGCUGGACUCAUCCUUCCUAAGGCUGCCUCGAAAACAUUGGGAAGUGGGAUGAUGGUGACACCGGCCCCCGUGGAGGUGACCUACAGGGGGAGCCCGUCAGCUGCGUGGGGGCCCACCCUGGGCUGUGUGAGACCACAGCCCAGCAAGGGCCCCGUGGAUGCCGGCGUGGCUGGUGGCCAAGCAUUGAACUCCGCUGUCCCCAGUGUUGCGGUCAGGCCCAUGAACAGUGCCGAGGCCCCCUGCGGCGCACUGGAACCAGCCAGGUGCCCUGUGCCCUGGGAUGCUGUGGUCAGCAAGGCAGCGACGGAUCCCGGACAGCUGCGUGAGCUAGUGGCAUCAGUGCAGACUGUGGAGAAGAUAAUAGUGCAAGCUGUGACCACUAUACAGGCGUGCGCACGGGGCUACCUGGUGCGCCGUACCAUCAGGGUAUGGCGCCAGUGGGCCGUCGUCAUCCAGGCUGCCUGGCGGGGCCACUGCGUGCGGCGGAACCUGGCCCAGCUCUGCAGAGCUGCCACGAUCAUCCAGGCCACGUGGCGAGGCUACUGCACCCGACAGAGACGAGCCCGGCAAAUGCUGUUCCCUGGCACGUGGGUUGAAGUGAGUGGCAAGGUCAGGCUGACCUCCAACCACCGCUGCUUCCAGUCCUGCCAGCCAAAGGUGUGCACCCUCUGCCAGUCACUGUGUCCCCGGCUGGGGAGCCCACCCAGUGCAGUGAUGCUUGUGGGUUCCAGCCCCCGCACAUGCCACAUGUGCGGCCACACCCUGCCCACGCGGGUGGUACAGGGCAUGGGCCAGGGCACUACAGGCCAGGCGGGCAUGCCGAGGGGCUAUGACACCCAGCUGACUCCCCAGAGACCCCGGCAGAAGCUCCAGUGCCAGAAUAAGGCCGCCGUAGUCAUCCAGUCGGCCUGGAGGGGCUUCGUUGUGCGUCGCCGGCUGAGGCAGCAGCAGGCAGCAGCCAAGAUGCUCCAAGCCACCUGGCGCGGCCACUAUACCCGAGCUUCCCUCACCACGGAUGCGCUCUUGAGAACAGCGGUGUGGGACCACCCACAGAACAUGCGGUGGCCAGGAGUCUAG